UUACUCUUGAUUGAAUCAGUAAUUGGAUGCAGUUCAAUCGAAAAUAAUAGGUUUUAUUGUAAGACCUCUUGCGCUUCUAUAGUUUGUAUUUUCAUAGCCAAGGAUUCUUUUUCGGAACUUGAAAUCUCGAAUCUCGAAAUGUUUGUUAGGCCCUUUGAAAUUUUAGCGUUGCGAAAUAUUCUCUCGCGCCCUCGGGUGGACGGGCAAGAUUCUUCGGAUUCUGAAAUUCGGGCUGUUUUACAGUCUUUUGAAUUCACGGUACGGCCAUUGUGCUCUUGAAUUUUCGGACGCGGCGAGAUUAUCGAGCGCCCGGAUCCUCGGAUCUCUCUCAGCCGAUCGCGAGUCCAAUCCACACUCGGAGAUCAUCUCGAAAUCUCCCGCUCGAUAAUAGAAUCCCGGGGGAGGAAAAGGAAACCAACCGUGCGAGAUAAGAGGGCUUAUCUACAACCUCUAUCCCGUACACACCUCUCGCUUCAAUCAUAAGAUAGAGAGAUCUAUUCGCGGUCUUCUCUCUGCACCUCUCCUCUCCAAUCGUACAUCUGAGAUCACGAGGUGGAGAGCCAGGAGGAAGAGGAAGAAGAAUAAGAAGAAGAGAGGGUCGCGUAUGAACUUGCAGACGUCGUCGUCGUCGUCGUCGCUAUGGCGAACGUAUGCAUGGCUGCGCAAUUAAGGCCCGCGAUCGCGCUCGUUCCCGAGAGGGAACGGAAAUAGACCGUAGGAGAGAAAAAGGGAGGCUGCCACGCCGUGCCCUGCCACGCCACGCCACGCCAUGCCACGCCACGCUACGGCCGAUUCAUCGAUGACCGCUUAUUUACAGAGAAGCAGAGAGAAGAAGGAACACGACCCGAGUGUAGAUGCGAGCGCGGGAUAGCCCACGAGGCGCGCUCUGCAACCCUUUGCCCAAUCUCUCCAGGCAUCUCUCUUUCUCCGAGUCCUCCCUCUGUCACUCUCCCCGCGUCUUCGAUCCUGCUCCUCCUCCUCCUCUUUCUCCUCUUCCUCCUUUUUGCCCGAGGAGGCAAUUAAAGCAUCCGGGUAAUUCUCAAGCCUCGAUCUCUCGCGACGACGAACCACCUGGUGGAUCGCCCGGUCUCUCGAGGUCCUUGACGAUCGAUUGAAAAAAGAAUGUCUCGACAAUCGCGAAGUGUAUGCAUACUUCUCUUAUAUUAAAUAUCGCAUCGUUACUGAAAACGAUCAAUUAUUUCCAAUCAUAACUAUUCAAGAAUUAAAAUAUGACUUAUCAGAUUACGUUCAAAGGAGGAGAACUCUCGAAUUUUCUCAACGUAUCAAUUUUCUUUUGGACAUUUGUUCAUGUUAUGGUUAAUUUGAAUUUAUUUUUUUCUCAGUGUCUCGAGGUUGAUCCUUAUGAAAAAAUACACCCAACUAGGCGUUGGUGGUCCGAAAUGACACUCAAAUUGAGUUAACUCCCAAAUAAACCUCCAACUUGAGGGUUAACACUCAAUUUGAGCGUCAUUUUGAAGUUGGGUGUAUUCUUUCGAGGGAAGGAAGUUAUUCAUAUACUAUUUUAAAGUAUUUGAUUCCCAUGUUCCGCGGCCGAAAUUUCUUUUCUCAUAAGCUCCUUCGAUCGUCAGUGAUAUCCCUGCUAGCUCCCUAGCGCAAUCCUCAGAAUUAAACCCGCUAUCAAUGAUCCAUCACACACGCUCGGCGGCAGCAGCCCUUAGACACUGACAACUAUUCCACAGACUGCGCGCGAGUAAGCGGAGCGCGACCCCCGAGGUGGGGGAUGAGAGGCGGCGUGCCAAGGGUGCAAUUGGUGGUUGUGCCGGACGGGGGAUAGACCGAACCGACGGGCGAGAGAGUAGGGAACGUAGGGUACACAAAGGUCCGCUGUACCGAGAGCUCAUUAGGCACCCGGACAGCCGGAGAGAGCGGUCUCUCUCAUCUCGACACCUCGCCCAGCCUCCCUCCGCUCCAGCGGCGUCGUUAUGGUCGUCUCGCGGACUACGUCCGACCGGCGCCGGCGAUUUCUGAAGAAAUGGGAGGAUGAGGAGUGGAGCGACUCGGAGAAGACCCCGUCGGUGAGCAGCGGCGUGGACGGUGGCGGAUCGGCGGUAUCAAGUCCGGUCGCACCGCCGGUGAUUGAGGAGGACUCGAGUUUGCCACCUCCUCCGAGACUUAACCCCACGUCGUCCUCGACCAGCUCCUCCGCAAGCGAAGACAUCAAGCUACGCCUCAGCGUGCUCUCGGAGGACACGAGGAAGCGCCUAGUUAAUCUCACUGAGGACAUCGAGGCUAGAGCAGCAAGAGAUCGCCAUGGACCGCCCAGGACCGUGCGGACACGAGAGUCGAGUCCCAAGGACGUCGACGAGGAGCAGCAGGGGGCUAAGGAGGACGAGUGCCAGACGAGGCCGUCGUCCUCGUUGUCGUCCAGUGCCGUGAAGAGGCGGGACUCUGCCUGCCGCAGGGACUCAGAGGACUCGAUCGCCGCGGGGGAAACCAAGAGGAUACGACUCGACGACGAGGCAGCACCAAGACUGAGACUCAAUACUAGUCUGGCGACGGAUCCCGCCCUGCGGCCCGCCGCCGUCGCCGCCCUUACCGUGAAGCCCGAGAACACGUCGCCGCCGAACCCGACGCCGCCGCUUCCGGCUGGACUGCAGAACGCGAUCGCAUCAGGUCGCUUGUUUGUCCUUCCAACCGACGGCAAGGAGACGAUCACGGUGGAGCCGGCCAGGCCUCCUCCGACUGGCCUGUUCUGCCCACCGUGCGGCAUCCGAUUCAGCUCGGCGAGCACCCUCGAGGCCCAUCGCACCUUCUACUGCGCCCACCGACCUCGCGUAGACGAGGAUACGGCGAACGACGAGGACGACGAGGGUGGCAAGUCCGGCGGCAAGUUCGAGGUACGGAAGGCGUAUGCGUGCCCGCACUGCUCCUACAGCGCCGACAAGAAGGUGUCCCUGAAUCGCCACAUGCGAAUGCACGCGGCCUCGCCGGCACCGCCAACGGUACCGUCAUCUGUGGCAGCGGCGGCGGUUGCGGUGGUGGCGAAUCCGAACUCCUCGACGGGCAACUCGGCCGGGGCUGGUCAAACCACCGCGGCUAAUGGUUCUCUGAACGAGGAGGCAGAGAGAUACUGCCGGAACUGCGACAUUCGAUUCAGCUCCUUGAAGACGUACAGGGCGCACAAAACGCAUUAUUGCAGCACGAGGCACGUGGUGAAGGAUACGACGUUGCCGACACCAACAGCGACGCCGGCGUCUUCGGUGAAGGCGUCGCCGCCGACCAGUUCGAGUCCUGGUGAUUCGCCACCCCCGCAGCCAUGCCUGGCGCUGCCCACCAACCCCAUCCUCAUCGUGCCGUAUUCGUUAUUCCGCGGUGCGAGCGUUCUCGCCGCGCCAGCACUUCCGGCCCCCGACACAGCGUGCUUCCUUUUGCCAAAUGGAUCCCUUCAGCCAAUGACGAGGGGCCUCGCUACCUCGGCGCAGAACGCCGUGGUGGAACCACCGGCCGUUCUGAGGGCGGCGAACAAGCCCUCGACGCCGGCGUCGGUGGUCGCGACAGCGUCCACGUCGCCGUCCGCCUCGGCACCCCUCGAUCUCAGCAUACGCAGGUCACCAGUGCAUCAGGACGAGAAGGAGAACAGGAUGUCGCCGGCGCCGUCAUCUCUGCCUCCGCCUCCGGGCAGUCCCAGAUCUAGAGGCAGCGGCAGUCCAAGAACGAGGUCCAUCGGUCCGACUCAGACUGCCGUCGUCGCGCCACCCCCGCCCACGGAGCUCGCCCUGAGACUCGCUGAACUGCCGCCGCCCCCUGUUCCCGGGGUGCUCGUCAAGCAGGGCGUCUCCAAAUGCAAGGAAUGCAAUAUCGUGUUCUGCCGACACGAGAACUUUGUCGCUCAUAAGAAGCAUUACUGCCAGGCGAGGGAGACGACGGUGAACAAUAGUCCGCCGCCUCCCGGCACGCCCUCGCCACCUCUGGUCCAGCUCAUCUGUGCCGCGUGUGGUAUCAAGUUCGCUUCCAUAGACAAUUUGGUUGCUCAUCAAGCGUUCUACUGUCCCAAAAGGCCCGAACCCCAGGAGCAUCACGCGCGGUGUUCUAAGUGCAAGGCGAUAAUAGAACCCGGCAGCAAUCAUACCUGCACCAGCAGUGCGACUGGCGGCUGGCGAUGCCCAGUCUGCGGCGCCGUUAGUCCCACGGCUGGCGCCGCCCAGCGUCACAUGGACGCUCAUCAAGGUGUUAAGGCCUUCCGGUGUACGAUCUGUCGUUACAAGGGCAACACUUUACGCGGCAUGAGGACCCACAUUAGAAUGCACUUUGAGAAGCGCGGCACUGAUCUACAGGAGGAGAAUUAUAUAACGUGCGUGCUGGACGACGAGGUGACGUUGCCGCUGCCAGAACCCGCGGCUUCCACGACACCGGAGGAGAUUCCUGCUGAGAUCCAGGUGAACGGUAAGACGGAUACAAGAAAGAGUCCGCAACCACCACCCCCACCGCCGCCGCCGCCACCACCGUUGGCGCCAGCAGUCGCUGGCAAGCAGGUGAAACAGGAACGCGAAGACACGCCACCGCCAGAGGAGAGUCUAGAUCCCAACAAGAGCGGGCCGCGCUACUGCCGCUCCUGCGACAUCAGCUUCAACUACCUGAGUACAUUCAUCGCCCACAAAAAGUUCUACUGUUCGAGUCACGCCGGCGAAGCGAGCAAUAACAAUAACAACAAUAACAACAACAACAAUAAUGCCAGCGGCCAUCCGACUACGCCGCCGACCGGCAGGACUGAAGCGUCGGUGCUCUAAAUUUCCGAAGUUCUGCAGGCACGACGACACGAUUACUUCGCCGUUUGUUUCCUUUCUCGGAAGACCUCCUCGUAUUUUCUUUUAGAAUAUACGUUGAAAUAAUUAGAAAUAAUAAUUUGGAAAUAAUCUUUGAGAUUUUUCUGUUAGUACUUCGAGAUUAAUUUGAUCAGAUAAAACAGUGGAGACAUUUUAUUUUAAAUAAUUAUAAAAGUGUCUCGAGAAACACAAAUUUCAUUUUGAAAGAAAUUUCUCUAUGCAUAUAAUUAUGUAUGGAGUUAUAUUUUUUUUGUUAAAUGGUCAAAUUAAUUUAAUAUUCUGGGAAUAUUUAUGAAAAAAAUUAAGUGUAUGUAUUGAUGAACAUUGUAUAUUUUUUUAUUAAGGAGGGUCCAGGAAAAAAGUGAGAGACGAAACGUGUGAGAGACGCGAUAACAGACUAUAAAAAUGAGGACUGUUCAUUGUUGCCAGUUUAUACAUAAUAUAAUAAGCGACUAUCGGACUUCUUAGUUGAAUAUUACGUUGUGUGAUUUUUGUUGACCCAGGGAAUCGUUUGUACUUAUAAGCCGCAGGUAUCUAUGUGUAAAUAUAUAUACACUUACAUAUAUGUAGAUAUAUUUAUUAUAAUCGUGUUACAUUAUUUCGGAUUGCACUAUAAAAUAUUUUCAAGUAUUUCAAAGUGUUUUUCGAAAUAUAAUACAUAAUUGUAAUAUAUAUAUAUAUACAUAUAACAUGUAUAAUAAGGAAUCAUCUUGCACGUGGAUGGACGAACUUGCAGGAAAAAUUUGCAAACAGAUUCAAAACUACACACAUUUGAUAUAAUAAUAUGAUUAUUAAUAAACAUAGUCUGCAUAUAAUAUGAUAAUAAAAUAUAAUCUAACGAAAUUAAUUUAAGAAUUUAACUUUUCUUUCAUUAAGUUAGUAUUGUUUAUCUCUAUUUCCUAUCUAUUUUAAUCUGAGGUAAAAAUAUAAAUAUAUGUAUUUUUGUUACGUUCUAUCUUUCUUUUCUUUAUCAUUUAUUCUUCAUUCGUUUGUCUCUCAGUCGCCGAUUUCAGAUUUAAUCAACAUUAAUGAAAUAAAAGGCCUUAUAACAUAAAUUAAUUUGCAUCCAAAAAUGUAUACCGUAGGACGUUUUACAUAUAUACAUGACUCUGUUUGCAAACAAUCCUCUUGGCGAUCGUUGCGUCAUUCCAACGUUCUUGAGAAGCAAUUUUUGAGAGUGUCCGUAAGAAUCGACGUCUCGCGUCGCGUCGUCCUGUAUAUAAAAAAAUCGGCGUAAAGCAAAGCGAAGAAAGAAAACGACUCGGUUCUCGACGCCAAUUGAUCGAUCGAUUCAGGCGUUGCUGUGCAAUCUCAUGACUCUCCAAUAAUCUCGUAGCGUUAAUAAUCGACAUUAUCUUACGAACGAAUACGAUGAGUGUAAAAUGUUGUACAGUAGGCGAGUAGAGUAUUACGGAGCAGUAGUAAGCGAUCCUGAUGAAUGAUACCAAUCUCAGCUUGUGAAUCUGCUAAGUUACGUUGCGCAAUGUAUGACAUUUAAUAAUAUAUAUAUAUAUAUAUAUUAUAUAUAAAUAAAAAAAUACGCAUGACCGCGAAAAUCGCGUCCGCGUUUGCGAAUAAUAACCUGAUUGCGUCGAUAAAUAUUGAGGGAAUUUAAAGUGCAUUUAACAUAGUAUGUCAUAAAAUAUGAGACUUUAUAGCGGGCGAGAUCUAUUCAUGAUGAAAAUUUUCUUACUGGCUAUUAUUUAUCUGUCACAAAUUUUUGAAGAAAAAGAGAUGAUUAAGAGAGAAAAUGUAAAAAUAUUAUAUUUCAGAUAUUUUUAAUAUUAAAUAUACUUUAAUGAUAUAAAUUAAGUUUUGUCAAAUUUGUCAAAAUAGAAAUCCAGCAAAAUUUAAUUAACUUCUUAAACUACUAAAGCUCCAUCGAGUCUAUAUUUUUAAUAACAAUUUCAUAAAUUUAAUAUUUUUAUUACAAAAAAGUGAUUAAGGAUCGAUUCAAGUUCAUUGAGAAAAUUAAAAUUUUGUAGAGAUAUUUGGGGAAUUAUUGAGACAUUUUGUAUACAUAUUGCAACGAAUGCAAUUUUGUGACAGAAAGAUCUUCAAACGCCUCCCUCGGUGUUAUCAUUUGAAUUUUUAUCGGCGCACUCAGAUCCUAAAAUCAAAAGCGUGCUCGCGAAGCGGAACGAGCACACCUCUCGUCACAGGGCGCGUGUAAUGUAACAUAAAUUAGAAUUAAGGCCAGUGUUACGUGUAUACGCAAUGUACUACUCAUAUCAUAUGACGAGCUCGUUAAUUAAUUAAAAAGGGAAAAAAACACAAGAAAAAUGUGCCGAUCGUUAUCCGCGUGGCGGAUACUACGAGCGAGAGAGGCUUCGAGGCGCGAAAUCGUGAGGAGGAUCUCUUGCAAGAGACAAGUAAUCGCGUCACAUCGACCGGAUUUACUCUCUCCUCUCUAUCCUCUCCCCCGAUCAUUAUAGACAACUUGAGGUAAUUUUUUUUCGAGCCGCGAGACAUCUUUUGUUGAAUGUUACGUUGUUAAUCACGAAUUGAAUAUGUGUGUAUGUACGUGAGUGUGUGAAUGUGUGUGUGUACGACAAAAAGUUUGUAAAUCCACGCAACUGGUACUUCCAACAACUUGUUAUAAUUACGCUAUAAAUCUGGUGUAUAUCAUUACAUGCCAUAUCCACGA
Messenger RNA from Solenopsis invicta (red fire ant), 7431 nucleotides. It is a transcript of the gene ush, whose product is annotated as zinc finger protein ush. The transcript is spliced from 9 exons. Gene Ontology annotation, cellular component: nucleus. NCBI's taxonomy places the organism in Eukaryota, Metazoa, Arthropoda, Insecta, Hymenoptera, Formicidae. Bases 1944 to 4748 code for a protein of 934 amino acids. Gene Ontology annotation, molecular function: RNA polymerase II-specific DNA-binding transcription factor binding. The record is from RefSeq and is a predicted model, not a curated record. Gene Ontology annotation, biological process: positive regulation of transcription by RNA polymerase II; negative regulation of transcription by RNA polymerase II; cell differentiation.